GGGGCUUGCUUUGGAGGGACACAAAGUGUCGGCUUCUCAUCCGGUCUCCCGGAAGAUGAUUUCCACCUGAAUAAAUCCCACCCGUGCGCUCUGCGGCCGUUACGCAAGAAGGGCCAACCGGCUUUGCAGCGCAGUUACCCCGGUCCCAUGGCAGGUGAUUGCUUGGACACGGGCUGCUCAGCAGCAGCAAGAAACAUCCAGAUCUCCAGUCUGCAUAAUGGGUCCCACGUCUCAGCUGCCUCCCUUCCACAUCCGUCCCCUGUGUCUGAGGGAGAGGAAAGCCUGGUUAGCCAGCUAACCACUGAAGAUCUGGGGCUGUCAGGACCUCCAUGUGCUCUCAACCCAAACAAGGCCGUUCUUACCGUGGAUCGUAAAACUAGAGGGAUUUCAGCUGCUAAUGACAAGGCCUGCAAAAUGUUUGAAUGUUCAUCUAAUGAGUUGAUUGGGAAAAAGCUGACCAGUAUUUUGAAGACCAGUAAGGUCCUAGAAGAGGCCAUGGCCGAAGAGUAUCUGCAAGUAGAUGGAACGGUUGCAGCUGUGUCUGGAAAAGUGUUGGAUGCUUUGACCAUUUCUGGGGAAGUGCUGGUGUCAGUGUGGACCUACAAACAGUCACAGAAUGGGCAAGAACACUUGCUUGUCAUGAUGGAGCAUGUGGAGAGGGUAUCAGGCUUUGUCUCUUUUUCGCAAGAUGGCAGUAUCCUCAGCUGUGAUUUGGCGUUUGCCCAUCUCCACGGAUACCACCAGGCUGAGGAGUUGACAGGGGUGUCUGUUACAGAACUAAUCCCCUCUUUACAAAUUCCCCUUCAUGGCCAUUCAUUGCCCAAAACGCUGAGAGUUCAGAGAGUUCGAGGUCAAGGAAGAGGGGGUGCUUCCAUCCCCCUGUAUGUCAAACUACAGGGGGCCGUGGUAUGUGGGAGACCCCUGCAGCAAAGCGAUGGGACGAGAUACACUAACCCAGCAGACGCUCACACAGAAACGGACAUGCUGGAGAAGCAGCAGUGUUUCUGCCCCACAGUCAAAGUGUGCAGCACAGCAGAGAUGUCACAACUAGAGGACAGUGAGCAGCCUUUUGAUAAAGAUCUCUCCUCUGAAAUCAAAGAGGACAGUGUUUCCCUGGUGUACUCGGGGACAGUGUGGGUGUUUGUUCCUUUGAGCGGCCUCCUCCUCCUCCACGCAGAUGGCUCCAUCCAUGGCAUCCACAAUCACCUGGCCCUCAGUCUGUUUGGCUACAGCAAGGACGAGUUGCUGGGAAAGAGUGUCACUUUCUUGAUGCCUGGUUUCUAUGGAUGGAUGUGCAUCUUGGACCAGAGUGCCAGUCCCCUUUCACAUUCUAGGGUAGAGCGUGUUGUCCGCAGCACCUCACCUAAACCAUCAUUGUGUAAUUCAGAACCUUCCUCACUGGUGGCUGGGGACAUGGUCACAGUGCACCAGGCAGUUCUGGGUAGAACCUCCACUGGGAGAGGCAGGAUCUUCACUGGAACCAGCAACAAGCUAGAGAAACCAGAAAGUGUUCUCUCCACCCUGUCCCCUCCUGCUGUGACUUCCACUCGCCUUGUCACAGCUGAUGACACUACAGAGCUGAUGGAGGCAGCUGCAUUGUUAGCGCCUUGCAGUAGCCAGCUAGACAGUGCGGACACCACCCAGGCACUCCUCCAGACUUUUGCCUUGGUGGAAACCCCAGAGGCAGACACCCUCUGCCUGGAUCCCAAUAAACCCUCACACUACAGCCCAAAACAGCAGUGCUGCAGUAACAUUCAGCAAAAUGGUCAACCCCCCAUUAAAGUUGUUCCAGAUGCACCCACCCAGGUUGAAUGCGCCAAUGCCAGACUGACUGGAGCCUCCCAUCGUCAAGCCAUAGACCAUCAAUCAAGUGCCUCUGUCCUUCAAGACUCCAGCUUUGAGGUCAUCUCCAUGGAGACCAGGUCUUCCUCUGGCUUCUGUGAGAGGUUUGUUCGUCACGGUGGUUCCAGUCCUGACCGGGAAGAGGGCUCCCAUUCACCCCACAUAGUGGACUCAGCCAGCUGCUUUCUAGACCUUGACACUAACGGUCACCUGGUAACCCAGGCCAUGGCUGGCCUAAACUUAAACAGAAGUAUAGACCUGCCCAGUAGGGGACAGGACCCCGAUGAGGACCAGCGCUCCCUGACAUCGUGCACUACAGCUGAGCUCCUGCAUACCCCCCCCCCGUACAUGGUGGAGUUUGACCAGGGGGAAGAGUCUGUCGGGAAUCCCACCACAAAAACCAGUACUAGCUUAUUACAGGCACAUCAGCAUGCUGAGAAGGACGGAGUAGCGCAGGACCAGUGGGCUGUUCUCUCAUCAACCCACAAUGGCCAGAGCCAGGAGUUCUGUGCACAAAUUAAAAGUGGAACACAGUUACUGACAGACAUUCCUGCCACGUCUACUCCGAAGAAACAGAAGAUGAAAGGGUCCAUCUUGGCCUCACACGCUGAACAGAUACUGGAAGGGCAGUUUCAGGGAAGUGCAUACCAUAGAGAUGGCACAAGAAUAGAUGUGCAGUGUGAUGUGUGCAGGACUGACCUCCCUGAUGGCACCUCUGUCUUCUGUGUGUGGAUGAGCAGGCCAGGCCAGCAGGGACCACUGUUGCAGGUCGAUGGGACCUCACAACAUGACAUCUCUGGUGCCAGCCUUGGAGAGAGGAUUGGUGAGGCUGGUUAUGUUGAAGCUCUGCGUUCCACAAUGGAUCUGGAGCAGACACGAGCCUGUGACGGCCAGUUUGCAGAAGAGUACCAGCCUUCUAAAGCUGUGGGUAAAGGAGCCUUUGGCUUUGUCUGGAAGGCAUUGAGGCGCCGUGAUGGGCAAGAGGUGGUGGUAAAGUUUAUCCAUAAGGCCAGGAUAGUGAGUGAAUGCUGGGUGGAUGACCCCAUUCUGGGCCGGGUCAGCCAGGAGAUUGCCAUACUGACACGAGUACAGCACCACAACAUCGUCAAGGUGCUGGAGGUAUUUGAGAAUGAGAGCUAUUUCCAGAUGGUGAUGGAGAAACACGGAGAGGGUCUGGACCUCUUUGAGUUCAUAGACAAGCAGCCAAGGCUGGAUGAGCCCCUGGCCAGUUACAUCUUCAGACAGUUGGUGGCAGCGGUGUUCUACCUGCAGAAAAAGAACAUCCUCCACAGGGACAUUAAAGAUGAGAACAUCAUCAUCGACAGGUGUUUCCACAUCAGACUGAUAGACUUUGGCUCUGCUGCCCUGCUGGUCCCAGGAAAGCUCUUCUACAAUUUCUGUGGCACUCUGGAAUACUGCUCUCCCGAGGUGCUCCAGGGGCUUCCCUAUCAGGGCCCAGAGCUGGAGAUGUGGUCUCUAGGGGUGUUGCUCUACACACUGCUGUUUAGUGAGAAUCCAUUCUGUGAUGUGGAGGAGAUCAUGGAGGCCAAACUAAAGCCCCCCUUCUCUCUCUCCCCAGAGCUCACUGGCAUGUUGUCUGGCCUGCUGCACCCUGAUCCUAGCCAGAGGAUGACCUUGGACCAGCUGCUGCUGCAGUCUUGGAUCAGCCAGCCUAUCUCCCUGGCUGAGUACAGCUGGAAUGAGGUGGUCCCUAAAAAUCAGAUCCAAAGCCCACCACAAUACCGAGAGUGCACCCCCGGGGAGUACCUGGAACCAGCCUUGUUCCCAGAUACAGGUGAUGAAACUCUACCUGAUGAAGAGGAUGAGGAUGAGAACAUGUCAAUGGUGGCCCUGGAGACUGAGCUGCAGAGGUACCUAUGUGAUGACUGAAGACUUGAGUUCAAACCUGCCAUACUGUAGCAGUGUUGUUCUCCCAGUGUUUACCUCGCUCACUGGAGCCCAAACAUCCGUCCAACACUGGUUUUUCAAAGUCGCAAAUGGUCUGAGUAAAAGCAGUACGAAGUCAAAA
Lampris incognitus (smalleye Pacific opah) is the source of this 3871-nucleotide messenger RNA. RefSeq names its product PAS domain containing serine/threonine kinase (gene pask). The transcript has 20 exons. The record is from RefSeq and is a predicted model, not a curated record. Gene Ontology annotation, cellular component: cytoplasm; nucleus; cytosol. The coding region runs from base 148 to 3732 and encodes 1194 amino acids. Gene Ontology annotation, molecular function: ATP binding; protein serine/threonine kinase activity. NCBI's taxonomy places the organism in Eukaryota, Metazoa, Chordata, Actinopteri, Lampriformes, Lampridae. Gene Ontology annotation, biological process: negative regulation of glycogen biosynthetic process; intracellular signal transduction; protein phosphorylation.